Dreissena polymorpha is the source of this 1767-nucleotide messenger RNA. RefSeq lists its product as uncharacterized. Bases 1 to 1767 code for a protein of 588 amino acids. Lineage: Eukaryota; Metazoa; Mollusca; Bivalvia; Myida; Dreissenidae. The record is from RefSeq and is a predicted model, not a curated record. The transcript is spliced from 4 exons.
AUGGCUAAAUAUGGCUAUGGGUAUACCAGGAAAGAGUGUAUAGACAUUGCAUCUGACAGUAGUGACACUGAAAAUAAAGAGGACUUGUGUUGCCAGUGCAAACGAUUUUCCACUGAAGCUGUCAGAUGGCAAAAAUUGGAGAAAGGAAUCGUUAACGGCUGCACAGUUUCCGUGGUGCUCUUCAUCAUUGGGAUGAACCUGUUGAUAAAUGCUGCCCAACGAGAGACACGUGGACUAAAGACAGAGUCAGAAAUCUAUCCCCCAUCUAGCAGAGGCUUGAUGGAUGACCUCACAUUGACGACAACGAAACACGUCCAAGCUAGAUGGAUGUUGACAGCCCUGACGGAUGUCACUUCAUGGGGAAGAAUGAAGUUCAAAGCAGCACAAUCCAGAUCUCUCGCCAUAAAGAAAGGACAGGAAACAGAGAGGUGCAAACUCUACGUACAGAAGGAAGAGAUUCCUUCCAUAGUGACGAGUCCAAUAAAAUGCAUGGGCAAGUGGUUUGAUGCAAGCAUACAAGAUCGCGACAAUAUCAAGAAGUUAGAGCAACAGGUAGGGAAGGGUCUCAAGCAGAUAGACCGCUGCGGACUACCCGGAAAGUUCAAAGCUUGGCUCUACCAGCACCCACUGCUCCCAAGACUAAUCUGGCCGUUGAUGCUUUACGAGGUAUCCUGGAGCACAACAGUGGAAGCCCUGGAGAGAACCACUAGUCGACACCUCAGGAAAGCAACAAGUUACAGAUCUUCACUGUUAGAAGAGUUCAAGUCAGCAAAAGCAAGACUUGUGUUGACCUUAAGGGACUUUCCGGACGAGCUCAUCCGUGAGGCAGGGAUCCAAACCCGAACGAGCAGGAAAUGGUCAGCGAUAGAGUCUGUGAGCCAGGCAGAGAACGCGCUCAAGCACAAAUACAUUGUAGGAGUGACUGCUGUUGGGAGUGAAGGAAUUGGUGCGAGAAAGGUGGUACUGUGGAGCCGAUCAGACCAGAAAGAGAGGCGUGCCAUGAUUCAGUCUGCGGUCAGGACAGCGGAAGAAAAUGCCAGACAAGCAAGGGCUGUAGAAAUGGGAGCGCAGGGAGCAUGGGCCACAUGGGAAACCGCAGACAGGAAGUUGACCUGGGGAGACAUUUGGAAGUAUGAGCCUUUUCGGUGUUCCUUUCUUCUCAGGUCUGUCUAUGAUCUACUUCCAUCCCCAGCGAACUUGUGCCGAUGGGGACUCACAGAAGAUCCAAAAUACAGCCUGUAUGACAGAGUAGGCACCCUAAAGCAUGUUCUUUCAUCUUGUACUACAGCACUGACACAGGGAAAAUACAGAUGGAGGCAUGACUUGGUCCUCAGAGAGUUGGCUGACUGGCUAGAGAAGGAACGACAGAAGGAAAUUGGCAAUUACCCUCGCCAUGGGCACAUUGCUCUCGUCAAAUCGGAUAUUGUACUGUGGUCAGAGACAGGAAAGAAGCUCGUCACCAUUGAGCUGACAGUACCAUGGGAGACAAGAUGUGAAGAGGCCUACGAGCGAAAGAAGGAAAAGUACAUAGAACUCAUGGAUCUGUGCAAGCAACAAGGCUGGUGUACUUGGCUAUUUCCCGUGGAAGUUGGCGUUAGAGGGUUCUGUUCCGAGUCCGCGCACAGGCUGAUUACAGCAGUAGGAACUACUGGCAGGGAGAGAGAAGUGGUUAUCCAGAGACUGAGCCAAGCAGCUGAACGGGCAUCAAGCUGGCUGUGGCUGAGGCGAGAGGAGAAGAGCUGGAGGCAAUCAACCAACACGCAGUGA